Drepanopeziza brunnea f. sp. 'multigermtubi' MB_m1 is the source of this 1575-nucleotide messenger RNA. Lineage: Eukaryota; Fungi; Ascomycota; Leotiomycetes; Helotiales; Drepanopezizaceae. The record is from RefSeq and is a predicted model, not a curated record.
AUGGAACAACGUCUAGAGCAAAUGGUGCAAGACUUUGCUCGAUUCUUUGCUUCGGCGUGGACUAACAAAUCCGCCCACACAUUAGAGCCGCCUCCUGAACUCCCGCCCCAACCUCAAACCAAGCUUGAAGAUGUUCGCCAGGAGCUUCCACGCCUCUUCCAAUCUGGCUAUCCUAUGGUUCUCCAACAUGAUGAUCUUGCAGUAAACAACAUCCAUGUGGAUGAUGCCUCUGGUUGUAUCACAGGAAAACUAAUUUUCCAUGCACAUGGAGGAAUUUUCGAUUGGGCUGAUGCUAAGGUCUGCCCGUUCGGCGUGUCCCUUGCGAAUAUGAAGAUCGUUCUAGGUGUCCAGACUAGAGACAAGUGGCACUUUCAUCACAACCAUCGUCUCCUCCGGGAACUCUUCUGGAAGACGUUCUACCAAGAGACCGGUCCAAUUUCAGACGACGAUCGCCGUUCAAUCGAAGUUGCUAGGCUGUUCGGGUUGUUCCAAAAGAGGGAAGUCCGCUGCGUUGUACUUUGGGGCAGCUCACGGAAUCUGCUUUGCUGUGAUAACGGUCAUGCUUGUUGGACUUGGCUCAGCAGCAGACUACGGAACCUUCGGCCGCUGGCUGCUCCUGGUUCUCACCCUCGUCUUUUGGAUCUUUCAACAAGGCUAAAUAGCGAUUCUUCGCCUGAUCAGUGGCUUGCUGCGAUGGCAUAUGUUAGAGCUACCCAUGUCCUCUAUGCGGCGUUCUUCCCGAGACUUGCUCGCUACCAACGACACGUUCGGAAAGCAGGAGAAGAGGACCUCAAUGAAGGAAAGAUCAACCAAGCCAAACUCGAUAAAAUUGAUAAUAAUCUGGAACGAAAUUAUAUCAAAAGUAUUUCGACGGCGCACUUGAAUAUCAGAUAUUUGCUGACCCUGGUCAUCGAUCUCUCCUUGCUUCUCCUAACGCAAGGCAAUGCGUAUGCUAAUAACUGUGCACCGUGCUUGACCAGCUCUUCUUUCUUCCUUUUGGUGGAUGGUUUCAAUACGACGGAGUCUCUCAUCGGCAUCAUUCAGAACAACGUCUUCCAGUUCUCCUUCUUGGAGAUUACCUAUCUCGGUAUUGCUGAAGCAGCCACUUCGAUUAUAUCCACUCUCGAAUUCUGGUACAUCAAAGAAUGCUUCGAUAUCAAGACGAAGCACAUGUUCAUUGUCACCAAUUUUUCAGCGUGUUCAACCCGUUCUAUAUUUCUUUUCCCUCCCGAGACAUUCUAUGCUUAUCCGGAUUUAGUCGAGUAUCAUCGGACCGAAUGUAAUUCAGGUGAAUAUCAACUCUUCGAACAACAAUUGUGUGGGCUUUUCUUUUCUCUUCAUACUGUUCGCAGCAGCAGGCGUAGUCAUCAUCUGGUUGAUAUCGAGAAGGGCAGUGAGAGCUGUAGGCAAGAUGUUGAAGACAGAAAGCUCAUUCGAUUGGGCGAGGAGUCUUCUAUUACAACCGAGCAAAUUGUCGAAGGAGUAGCUCUAGGCGAAUUAUUACCCGAGGGCAAUGGGAGCGGCGACAACGUGGAACACAUUGGCGUCAAAUUCUCUGGCAAGAAAGUUGACUGA